UUGUGAAAGCCGUUUACUGAUGUCCGCUGUGGGAACAGAUAGCCGUACUUUGCACAUUUUGCAGCAUUUUUAUUUGUUUAGUUCUGUUCACCUCCAAGGAGCUGCAUUAACAUCUACUGAUAGAAGGUCGACGGAACUCAUGUUAAGAGAGUAGCUUGUUGGGAGACGUUCAUCCAGAGAGUUGGUGGAAAAGGAGCCAAAUGGGAAACCUUUUAAAAGUUCUUACAUGCACAGAGCUUGAUCAGGGACCAAACUUUUUCCUUGACUUUGAAAAUGCACAGCCAACGGAUUGUGAGCGGGAGGUGUGGAACCAGGUCAUCGCUGUCCUGCAGGACUCCGAGAGUAUACUUACCGAUCUGCAAGCAUACAAAGGAGCGGGACAAGAAAUACGAGAUGCUAUUCAAAAUCCAAAUGACAUCCAACUGCAGGAGAAGGCUUGGAAUUCAGUGUGCCCCCUGGUUGUCAGGCUGAAGCGGUUUUAUGAGUUUUCGAUAAGACUUGAAAAGGCUUUGAAGAGUUUAUUAGAGUCUCUGACCUGCCCCCCCUACACCCCAACACAACACCUGGAGCGAGAGCAAGCUUUGGCUAAAGAGUUUGCUGAAAUUCUGCACUUUACUCUCCGCUUUGAUGAACUGAAGAUGCGGAAUCCUGCAAUCCAGAAUGACUUCAGUUAUUACAGGCGGACGAUAAGUCGAAACAGGAUAAAUAACAUGCAUCUGGACAUCGAAAAUGAAGUGAACAAUGAAAUGGCAAACAGGAUGUCCCUAUUCUAUGCUGAAGCCACACCAAUGCUGAAAACCCUUAGCAAUGCCACUACCAGCUUUGUAUCCGACAAUAAAACAUUACCCAUUGAAAACACCACAGACUGUUUGAGUACAAUGGCCAGUGUGUGUAAAGUAAUGCUUGAAACACCGGAGUACAGUAGUCGGUUCACCAGUGAAGACACUCUCAUGUUUUGUAUGAGGGUAAUGGUUGGUGUAAUAAUCCUUUAUGACCACGUUCAUCCAGUUGGUGCUUUUUGCAAGACGUCAAAGAUUGAUAUGAAAGGAUGUAUAAAAGUAUUGAAAGAGCAACCCCCAGAUUCCGUUGAAGGACUUUUAAAUGCACUCAGGUUUACCACAAAGCACCUGAACGAUGAAUCAACUUCGAAACAGGUCCGGGCGAUGCUUCAGUAAAGUCCUGCGCUUGAAGAGGAUUCUUUUACUGACCUCAGAAGAUGUAUAUGUUUACAUAAUUUAAUACAGAUUGAUGUUAAUACUUAUGUGUAUUUACAUAGUCAUUACCCCCUCGUCACUGAACCUUAGGCUUGUAUUCCUGUCCCUAACCUAUCCGGUGCCAGUGCUGCCCUCAGCGGUUUCACCAAAAUGCUCUGAGGACUUUUCAGAAGCCCACCGGGUGAUUAAUCUGACUGACUUAGCACAAUUUUUGCAAUUACAUGCUAUUAUUAUAUUUGACUUGCGAAUUGAACUUUUUUUUUUUCUUUUACCAAAGUGCUUAAACCAUACUUUAAAUUGGUGUGAAUUGAUUGAUUGUA
This is a messenger RNA of Rana temporaria (common frog), 1534 nucleotides long. It is a transcript of the gene CYRIA, whose product is annotated as CYFIP related Rac1 interactor A. NCBI's taxonomy places the organism in Eukaryota, Metazoa, Chordata, Amphibia, Anura, Ranidae. Gene Ontology annotation, molecular function: small GTPase binding. Bases 201 to 1175 code for a protein of 324 amino acids. The transcript has 12 exons. The record is from RefSeq and is a predicted model, not a curated record. Gene Ontology annotation, biological process: regulation of actin filament polymerization.